UGUGGCAGAUCACGUGGCCGGCGCGCUUGCUGCGGGAAGGUAAAGCAGUGCUGGGAGCAUACUGGGGGUCAUGCCGCGGGGUCGUCUCUGCGCCUGCGCCCUGCCGGGAUGCUGAACCUUGCGGCGCUGCUGUGGCGCCGGCUCCUGCGCAAGCGCUGGGUGCUCGCCCUGGUUUUCGGGCUCUCGCUGGUUUACUUCCUCAGUAGCACCUUCAAGCAGGAAGAGAGGGCUGUGAGAGACCGGAACCUCCUCCAGGUUCAAGACCGGGAGCAGCCCAUCCCGUGGAAGGUGCAGUUUAACCUAGGGAACAGCAGCCGCCCCAGCAACCAGUGCCGGAACUCCGUGCAGGGGAAACACCUCCUCACUGAUGAGCUGGGCUAUGUCUGCGAGAGGAAGGACCUGCUGGCGAAUGGCUGUUGCGAUGUCAGUGUCCCCAGCACAAAGCAGUACUGCUGCGAUGGGUGCCUGGCCAACGGCUGCUGUGAAGCCUACGAGUACUGCGUCUCCUGCUGUCUGCAGCCCAGCAAGCAACUUCUCCUGGAGCGCUUUCUCAACCGGGCAGCUGUGGCCUUCCAGAACCUCUUCAUGGCAGUUGAAGACCACUUCGAACUGUGCUUGGCUAAAUGCAGGACUUCCUCCCAGAGCGUGCAACAUGAGAACACAUACCGAGACCCCAUAGCCAAGUAUUGCUAUGGAGAGAGCCCGCCUGAACUCUUCCCUGCGUGAGGCCCGACGGAGAUAAACACCCACAACCAGUCUGGUCCACUAGAGUAAUGAAGGAGAAAGCCACGCAAGGCUCCUUGGCCUUGACCAUGUCUUGUGGCUUCAGGGGUCUCAGGCUCCCUCACCGACAGCUGGAGCAGAUGGGAAGAGCCAUUCUAUAGAGCAGGCUGGACGAGGUCCUGGCACCUUGCAGGGCCCUGGGACUGCUGGUCAGAGGCCAGGCGCUUGCUUCUGUUUUGAUCCUACAUUGUAGUUAUUUAUUGACAUUUCAGAGUGGUGGAAGGUGGGCUUUUUUGUGCAGGACACCAUUGCCUGUCCUGAUGAAUACACUGGAGGAGGUGACUGUUGCUCUCAACUCCUGAGCGUCACAAGUUGCGUGCAUGCUCCUGCACCAGAUGAAAGUUUGUCUCCAGGAGUAUGAGUAUACAGACUCAGUUCUGGUUCUGUUUUAACAUCUGCCCAGCAGUUCUUGUAUUCAUAUCGCAACAUUCAGGGGUGCCUAAAGCCUCAGGGAGUGCUGGUCCCCACUGAGCCUUCGUAGAGCUGCCUCAGCAUGCUCAUAUACUGAAAUGGUAGAUAGGAAGCCUGAAUCCCUGGCUGAUUCUUCCAGUGGAGUUUGCCGUCGCUGUGUCUCCUUGAAACCCCUCAGUCUCCGCUGUAGGGGAGCCUUUCCCUUGUCUGUCACAGAAGCCAGUGGGGACUGGUGAAUGUGUGCGUGUGCAGUGGCCAUUCAUUCUUGGCUGCUUCCGCUCCUGGUGGUGUUUAUAAGGAAAAGCCCCAGCUCUCGCUCCAGCCUAUAGCAAGUUUCGCAUCCCAUGGUGGCAUCAGUCUAGAGAGCGUCCCAAAGGCAGGUCUGUGUCCAGUGCCUGCAGGAGAGUUGUUACCAGUGA
Messenger RNA from Mastomys coucha (southern multimammate mouse), 1613 nucleotides. RefSeq names its product chromosome unknown C12orf49 homolog (gene Spring1). NCBI's taxonomy places the organism in Eukaryota, Metazoa, Chordata, Mammalia, Rodentia, Muridae. Bases 109 to 726 code for a protein of 205 amino acids. The record is from RefSeq and is a predicted model, not a curated record. Gene Ontology annotation, biological process: positive regulation of SREBP signaling pathway. The transcript is spliced from 5 exons.